AUGUCCAACCACAGAUACAACUCUUGGCUCAAGACCAAGAAGAAGGGCGAACUCGAGAAUCUUGCCGAGUCUGUUGGUCUGUCAGAUAUCGACGGCUACAAGAAAGACGACCUUGGUGUGGCUCUUGAUAACUUCCUCACUGAGAACUCGACGCGCUUUCUAGCCAACCCCGAGCUCGCUGGCUACUUCAACAGUCGCUCUAAGGCCCAAGGAUCUCCUGUCAAGAAAGAAGUGUACCGUGAAGAUGCCCUGAAGGUAGUCCGAAGACGGCCUUCCAAGGCCGUAGAAGAAGUAACCCCCGAAAGCGACGAUGCCUCAUCUCCCCAAGCUCCAUCGACAGCACUCGUCGAGACUCCUGGUCGCGCUCUGUCCGAGGUCGCAUCGCGCAUCGCGCUUCCAGCGACUCCCGCUGAUGUUGCUCUCGCUGUUGAUCGCUCCACUAGUAUUGUGCGCCAGCGCGUCUCGUCACUUUACGAGGAGAGUGGAAUCACCGAGGUCAGUCAUGCGACUCGCGACACUCUCAGUACCGUCACCAGCAUCCUAUUCUGUGUCGCGGGCUGGGAGCUUUGGAACGUUCGACGCGAAAUUCUGAGCAAUGUUUACGCGUUUACAAUUCCCGCCAUCAGCACACUCGGUACAUCGGACUACCCUGUCUAUGUUCCCGAUAUGUUCCUUCUUCUGACGUCUAGCUUUUGGUCUCCAGCCUUGACUUGGAUACUGACCAGCGUCAUCAUCCCCUCUUUUGCUGGUUACUUCUUCAACCUGAGCGCGACAAGCCCCCCACCUUCGCGCGGACGCCCUCGCCCAAGCCAUGCGGACUAUGUUGUCGAUCCCUUGACUUUCAGCAUCGUCAAAGCCUUGGUUUCAUUCGUUGUUUACGGGCAAGGCGUUAAUUUUGGCGGUCUUCUGAAUGACCUGUCUAUAAUGCGCCUCGAGAACGCCAUCUAUGGCGGCUAUAAGGGUAUCCUGACCGGUACUGCUGUCACUGCCGUGGUCAGCAUUUAUGAUGCCGUUCUGAGGAAGUAA
Molecule: messenger RNA, 1026 nt
Organism: Fusarium fujikuroi IMI 58289
Lineage: Eukaryota; Fungi; Ascomycota; Sordariomycetes; Hypocreales; Nectriaceae
Exons: 3
Coding region: 1-1026 (341 amino acids)
Cellular component (GO): membrane
Source: RefSeq, a predicted model, not a curated record